AUGAGCGAGAAGCGGCCAUUCUUUGAAGAUCAGAGCUUCACCACCCCAUCACCACAGCAAAAGAUACCAAGAGUUGAAGCAGCCACCGAUGAAUUGCCACAACCCGAUACAACCGAACCCGACAUUCCUUUGCCUUCCUUGACACAACCACCACCACCACCGCUUGUACAACAACAGCAUUCACAACUUCCCCUCUUCCGAUCCAUCGUUGGCGAUGAGCAAACGGAUGCCGAGUUGAACAACCUUCUCAAUAUCUGCAACGGCGAUCUUCAAAUGGCCAUCAAUGCCUAUUACUCAAAGAAGGAUACUUCGACCAGCACCACCACUACGACGACUACUACUACUACUGCUGCUGCUGCGCCAUCACCAGACUUGCUUUAUUUUGGAGAUGCUAUUAUCAAAGGGUGGUCUACCAUGUCUGGUAAAUGCCCUGUCAAGGAAGGUGAUGCUGUGAUUCUGGAGCGAUCCAAGCAAGUGGAGGAAUCAGGAUCUCGUUUCGGCAGAUACGGCAAACGACGUGAGAACACCAUUGUACGUUUUUCAAGCGAAUCAGGACGUGAGAUUGGACGUGUCGAUACAUCAGAGGCACGCUACAUUUCAAAAUUACUCGACCUCGGCAUUUGUGCAUUUCGUGCAUCGAUUGUCAUUUGUCCUUAUCACUUAUCCACCGCCAACGACAUCUUUCUUCAUGUGCAAUGUUACUUUACCACCAAAGCAUUCGACAAUGAACCCAUCAUGACAGGCUCACCGGAUCAUGACGAUGAAAGAUCAUACAAGGAUCGGACAUUGGCAUUACUAAGCAUCAUGCGAAAGACAAAUUUGAAAGCAACAAAGUCCACCGUACGACGCAUCAACAUGAAAACGGGCGUCGAUGAUGAUGAGACCUAUGAUAUGAUCACCCAAUCCAUCGCCAACGGUUCUUUCAUGACAAGACAACCCAAAGAGGAUGAGGAGGAUCCUGAUGCUCCUGAAGAAAAAGAAGUCUCGAAUGAGCAGUUGGAUAUGAUUUAUGGAAAAGCACAGUUCUAUGACGACCAAAUUUCACCCAUGGAGAAUCCAGAGACAAUGGCGAUUGAAUUGAAACCUUAUCAGAAAAGAGCUUUGGCUUGGAUGGUGGAUAUUGAAUCACACAAGGAAGCGGAUGAAAUGCGACGUAUGCAUCCAUUAUGGGAACAAUAUGAAUUAUCACAAGGUGAAAAUGGCGCCGAUGCACCUCGACACUUUUAUUUUAAUCCAUACAACGGCAAGUUGACUUUGGAAUUCCCAGAAACGGAUUCUCAAGAACGAGGAGGCAUCUUGGCUGAUGAAAUGGGCCUGGGAAAGACAAUCGAGAUCUUGAGUUUGAUCCAUCAAAACCGCUACAUACCCAAUAUCACCGCUAUUCCUUCCGAUCCUCAAGCAUCCCCUACUACGCUGGUCGUAUGUCCAAUGACGUUAUUGGCUCAAUGGCGUGAUGAAUUGACGCGAGCUUCAAAACCGGGUUCCAUCCGUGUGGAAGUUUACUAUGGCGAGAGCAAAGGAGCAAACACAAUAGACCAAUUAUGCCGCUGGGACGGCAUGGCGCCCGAUGUCCUUGUCACCACCUAUCACACCGUGAUGGCCGAUUGGAACAGUGUUGAUAGCUUUUUAUACAAAGUAUCCUUCUGGCGCGUUGUUUUGGAUGAGGCACACACCAUCAAGAAUCGCCUUAGCAAGACAUCACAGGCAUGUUGUGCUUUAAAGAGUACAAGACGAUGGGCCGUUACAGGCACUCCUAUCCAGAACAAGCUGGAUGAUCUUUUUUCAUUGGUGCGAUUCUUGAAGCAUGAGCCAUGGGCGAAUUACACCUUUUGGCGAACCUUCAUCUCGAUUCCUUUUGAGAAAAAGAAUAUCCAUGCGCUCAGUGUUGUCAAGGCUGUCUUGGAACCUAUUGUUUUGAGACGUACCAAGAAUAUGACCGAUACCUAUGGCAACCCCAUGGUUCCGUUACCGCCACGAGAGAUCAAUAUCGAGUACCUCGACUUUUCGCCCCCUGAGCAAGACAUUUAUGACUCUUUGCAAGCGGAUUCAAAGACCAAGUUUGCCCACUUUUGUGCUGCCGGCAAAAUCCUCAGCAACUAUGCAUCCAUCUUUCAGCUUCUUAUGCGAUUACGACAAGUGACAUGUCAUCCUUAUCUUGUAUUACGCAAGAAUGAUGAUAAUAUACAAACCAAGGAUGGUGGCAUCACGACACUGGAUUCUUUGAUCGAGCGAUACUCUUCACAAGGCGAUUACAGCAUGUCGGUCCUAAAAAAGUUGAUGGCAAAACAAUCUGGGGAGACUGUGGAAGAUUCAGAAGCGGAUGAAUGUCCUCUUUGUCUCGAUGUUGCCGACUCCAAGAUUAUGUUACCGUGUAUGCAUAUGUUUUGUCGUGAAUGCUUAAUGACGUAUUUCGAGAGAAAAGAGGCAAAGGGUGAAGCCUAUGAAUGUCCAUCAUGUCGCAAACAAGUUGAGCAAGCGGACUUACUCGAGAUCACCAAUACCACCAAUACAUCAGGUGAUGAUGAUGCUUCGACGUCCUUGGAUAUUCGACAAGCUGUAGGAGGAUACCGAUCAUCAGCCAAGAUUGAUGCCAUGAUUCGACAUAUUCGAGAUUAUCGCAAAGAAAAGCACAAGACAGUCGUAUUUUCACAAUUUACCGGUUUCCUCGACCUUAUUGAACUUGCACUGAAAAAGGAAGGCUUUUCAUUUGUACGGCUCGAUGGAUCUCUCUCUCAAUCACAACGUGAAAAUGUCUUGGCUGAAUUCGCCAACCCUAACAACAAGGUCAAUAUCUUGCUGAUCAGUUUGCGUGCAGGCGGUGUUGGUCUGAAUUUGACAUGCGCGACUCGGAUAUUGAUGAUGGAUCCUUGGUGGAAUUAUGCAGUGGAAGCACAAGCCAUUGAUCGUGUCCAUCGUCUAGGCCAGGAGAAACCCGUCGUCGUGACACGAUUCAUCAUGCGGGGAACAGUGGAAGAAAAGAUAUUGGCGAUCCAAAACCGAAAGCACGAGCUCAUCAAUCAACUAUACUCGAGCAAAGAAGAUGCCAAGGCUCAAAAGAUCAAUGAUUUACGAUUGUUAUUUGAUACUACACAAGAAUGA
Lichtheimia ornata is the source of this 3099-nucleotide messenger RNA. RefSeq lists its product as uncharacterized. Gene Ontology annotation, molecular function: nucleic acid binding; zinc ion binding; ATP-dependent chromatin remodeler activity. Lineage: Eukaryota; Fungi; Mucoromycota; Mucoromycetes; Mucorales; Lichtheimiaceae. The record is from RefSeq and is a predicted model, not a curated record. The coding region runs from base 1 to 3099 and encodes 1032 amino acids. The transcript is spliced from 11 exons.